This is a messenger RNA of Phaedon cochleariae (mustard beetle), 701 nucleotides long. The record is from the annotation of a GenBank genome assembly. Lineage: Eukaryota; Metazoa; Arthropoda; Insecta; Coleoptera; Chrysomelidae.
AUGAGAUCCAAAGACGGCUAUGAAAUUGGUAACAUCAUCUCAUUUCUGAAUGUACACCGCUGUUUCAAUUGCUCAAAAAGAUACAAAACGUUGAAUAGUCUUCGCAGACAUCGGAGAGUGGAAUGUGGAAAAACGAAAGAUGUUAUCUGUGCAAUUUGUAACCAUUCCUUCUAUUAUAAGCAAGAUCUACAAAAGCACAUACACAAAAAGCAUUGAGAACAUGCAAAUCUGCCCAACGAGAACUACAUCAUAGAAGAAUCAUAUCCCUGCCAAAAAUCAGUUUGAAACGAAUAGCAACGGAAGAUUCAUGUGCCCUCAGUGUCCCUCCUCCUAUAAGCAGAGGGCCCAUCUGAAGAGGCACCUCAUAUACGAGUGCGGAGUGGAACCGAAAUUCAGGUGUCAUGUUUGCAACAGGAGAUUCAAACAAAAGGGUCAUCUCAAGUCUCAUCUCCUGAUGGUACAUUAUUGAGGGUGUUGUUAUCCGGUAUUGUCCCAGUCGGCUUUAUAACCAGCCAUGGUGAGGGAAAUGCAACACUGCAUCGCCGUGAUCCGAAAGUCCUACUCUCGACCGUCAUCUGAACACGGAAUGAUAUACAGGGUGUCCUAUAAUUAGCGUGCAAUACUUCACCAGCAGAUCAAACGAUUGCAAAUAUGAAAAAAAAAUCCUAUAAACAUAGGUCGAACAAUGUCUCAUAAGCGAG